AGAACAAGCGAAGAACGUUUGUUGCAGCACUGAGUCUUGACCCCCAACCCCGCAAAAAAGAAAAACUGAUACUAGAUGAAAUCUGUAUCGAUUCAGCUUUUUUUUUUCACUGAAAACUGAGUAAAUUGAAAAAAAGUUGAACCCUUUUUUUUAGAGAAGUGGCGGAUGAUGUCUAAUGAGAGGCACGCUUCUUCCAAUCCUACAUCUCCUCAAGAAAAUGAUGCUAUGUUCCUUGAUAUACUUCAUGAAGCUCCAUUAUUUGGUCACCGGAAACCAAGGAGUAUAGUUGGGGGUGUUUUUUAUUGUUUCAUACUGGCGGGUUACGCAAUCUUGGCUGCAGCAGCUCCUUGGAUAUUUCAGCCUCUUGGGCAUUUAGUCUUACCAUUGCUUUGCAGUUGUGAUGUUGUUCUUUUAAUAGUCACAGGCAUUUUUCAGCAAUACCAUGUUUAUCAAGUCCAGAAGAUACGUUUACAAGGUUACUAUAGUUUCAGUCAGAAGUUGAAGCAUAUUGUUCGUCUACCAUUCGCCAUUACUGCUUAUGGAACUGCUGGAAUGAUACUUGUCAUGGUCUGGGAACCCUAUAUUCGUAUCCUUUCUACCUCUACUAUACUCAGGAUUAUUAUGUUGGUUGAAGCAGUAUGUUCUGGGUUCUUUAUGAGUGUGUAUAUCGGUUACGUAUAUCAGUACAAUUCAUUGGAUUCUCAGCCUGAUGUUUUGAAGUCAUUAUAUUCUCCCCUUCAACCAUCAAGUCCUUUGGAAGAUUUGAGGUAUCAUGACGGUGGUCGACUCUCUGAUCAGCAAAUGGCUUUACUGCAGUAUCAGCGUGAAAACCUUCAUUUUCUAAGUGAGGAGAUUCUUCGAUUGCAAGAGUGCUUGAGCAAAUACGAAGGAUCUAAUGAUGGAAGCACACCUCAGGUUGAUCUUGCCCAUCUAUUAGCAGCUCGUGAUCAAGAAUUACGAACAGUUUCAGCUGAGAUGAAUCAGCUGCAGUCCGAACUAAGACUUGCUCGAUCUUUAAUAGCUGACACAGAAGCAGAGGUCCAAUGCGUUCGAACAACUAACAAUCAGUAUGUCGAAGAGAAUGAAAGACUGAGAGCUAUUCUAGGAGAAUGGAGCACUCGAGCUGCAAAGCUCGAGCGAGCAUUGGAAGUUGAGCGGAUGUCGAACCUCGAAUUACAGAAGAAGAUUUCAACAUUUAGAAACCAAACAUGUACAUCUUCAACUGAAUCAAGCGAGCAGCGUGGAGCCUAAAUUUACUCCUUCCACACCAGUAUGUAUAGACAAAUCCCAACACUUUUGGAGUGGAAUUAGCUUUUUUUUUUUUUUUUUUGUUCUAUGCUUAAAUGAAGAAUUCAAGACGUUUUUAGAAUAAGACCAAUCUUAUAUCAGUAAAUUACACCAUUAUGGGUAAGUUUCGUUUUGAUUAUUUAAGUAAAAAAGUUACAAUUUAGUCCCAAUUUAAUAAGUUUAUCUUACAACAUUUGUGUAAA
This is a messenger RNA of Gossypium raimondii (Peruvian cotton), 1490 nucleotides long. RefSeq names its product protein FIP1. The transcript has 14 exons. NCBI's taxonomy places the organism in Eukaryota, Viridiplantae, Streptophyta, Magnoliopsida, Malvales, Malvaceae. Bases 166 to 1251 code for a protein of 361 amino acids. The record is from RefSeq and is a predicted model, not a curated record. Gene Ontology annotation, cellular component: late endosome; lysosomal membrane.